Messenger RNA from Protopolystoma xenopodis, 558 nucleotides. The record is from the annotation of a GenBank genome assembly. Lineage: Eukaryota; Metazoa; Platyhelminthes; Monogenea; Polystomatidea; Polystomatidae.
AUGGUGCACUGUCAUCGUUCGACUCCCGCCAGGGAUGUCGAUAAUACCUAUGCAAGGUCGAAAAUGCAGUCCACGCUGGAUGAUAACAACGUUUGGAAACUUAGUUUUGCUUCAGUUUUUAACAACCUACAAGAUUGCUUUAGCUCCACUCGGAUCUGCUGGCCAAAAUUCUCGCAUCGACUGAGGCUCGGUCACCAGCGUCUGUUCUGUCCAGAACAGCACCAGACCUUGCCAAAGUUACCGAUAAAGCAGAGUAAAAAUGUCCACCUAAAGCCGAUCUCUGAGGCGAUAGACAAUAUUCCCAUAUUGCUUACUUUUUUAUUGGGCUUGCCAUGUGGUUCGAAGGACUUGGUAAAGGUGCACAUUGUCAAGGGUCGAAACUCAAGGAAAGACCUCAAGGAUGGCAUGGAGAUGGAAAGUUUGCUUGACGGACAAAAGCUCCGCGUUUCCCGGUACCCGCACGGACUCAGGAGACCAAUAAUGGUAACAAACAAGCGACCUGAACAGUGCCAUGUUUUCGGCAAUGUCGAUUUGAAAAAGCCUCUGCCCUCGGAGUAA